Messenger RNA from Episyrphus balteatus (marmalade hoverfly), 2497 nucleotides. RefSeq lists its product as uncharacterized. The record is from RefSeq and is a predicted model, not a curated record. Bases 208 to 2235 code for a protein of 675 amino acids. The transcript has 5 exons. Lineage: Eukaryota; Metazoa; Arthropoda; Insecta; Diptera; Syrphidae.
CUAAAAAAUCAAACAAAAAAUUUAAACAAAACUUCGCGCAAUUUUUGUUUAAAAACAGAAAGAAACAACAAAUAAUUCAUGUCUACUAAUCUUUUGUGUUUGCUAAAUUAUUAAUCUUUCUAACAAAAUACUUGUCUUUGUUUAUUUAUCAACAAAAUCGUUAUCUUUUUAAACACAUUAAAAAAAAAACUUUCCAAAUGAAUCAUUAUGUCUCAAGAGUCCCCCAAAUCUAAACCUAGUCCAACAACUUCUCUAAAAAACAUAACAAACACUCAGCCACAGCGGCAAACAAAACGAAAUUGCGUUGUAAAAAUGCAAAAAAUCGAUAUGCUCCAAACAACAAACAAACCAACAACCAAAUUGUUAAAACGCAAAGCCAACAAAAAAUCCGAUGAAAAUGUUGUUGCGCCAAAAAAAAAACCUCUUGUCAUUGUCCAACCGGCAACAGCAACUCCCUCGACAGUUGUUCGGGAGCAUUGCGUUGAAAAUGUGAUAAAGAAAUAUGAACAAUUGCAAAAAGUUAUUAGCAACAAAUAUGUCACUGUUGUGGAUCGUCUCAAACUCAAUUAUGUUCCAUUGUGUUGUGAGAAUUUGGAGUUCUGUCACAGGAAACAUUACAAAAAAGCUCCACCUCCUAAAUUACCAAGUGUCAAUCAAAUGAAUUUUAUUAGGAAUUCCCUGCAACAAUCAAGGUACAAUGUCUUCAUAAGUCUCGUUUGGGGACUGUGUCAUAAGGAACAAUUCCCUGGGGACAUUGUUUUAACAAAUAUUGUUAAAUUGCUUCUUACUUUGAACCCGGAAAGCAAACACAAUGCCUUCCUGCAGAGUAUCAUUGACCAGCUACUCUGCCUAUUCGAUGUCAUUCUUAAAACCUUUCCACCAUGUUGGUUGGCAUUGCGAGAGAGCUACAUUCGUUUCCUCCGCAAUACUAUGGAAAUAUCCAGCCUCCUUCCCGACAAACCUCUCAACGCUGAAAAUACAAUCUUCGAAAUUGUCCUCAUGCUACUGGAAGACAAUCUGGCCGAUGAAAAUUCCAAACUGAAUCGCAGUGCCAAAAGAAGGAAAGGUGCAGCUAACACUUCCGCCUCGGCAUCGUCGUCGUCCUCAUCGAUUCUAACUCAUUUCGACAAUGAGUACCACAACAUGCAGCAUUGGGAGAAGAACGACAAUGACGAACAGACUUUCUCGGCUUUGUCAAAGACCACACGAAUUGAAAGACUUAUGCAAGUUUUACAUUUUUUGGCCAAAAUGCUGGAAAUGGACAUGGCCAUGUGGAUGUUGCGUUAUCACAAGAAUCCUACCAAACAUAUUUAUAACCCAUCGGAUCAACCGUUGGUCAUAGAACUCUUCUCAUUGUCCGAGUACAAAUGCUCCUCGGUACUGGUGAAGAAAGUAAUGUCACUGUUUUCGCUGUGCGUCGAGAAGAAUCUCCAUGAGAACUAUCUUAAUGUGAUGGAUCGUUUUAUCUCACUUUUGGCAAAUGUUCAAAACCUGUGUGAAGUUGAGAACACUUCGGCAGGCAUCAAGUAUCCACAUGUUGGACCAAGGACGUCGGCAUUUACGAUGGAUCUUUAUAAAACCGCUGAAGUUAAUAUGAAAACCAGUGUUGUCACUUACAUGCGGUUAAUAAAGCAUCUAAGCUGCCCAUUUGUGCGAUAUGAGUACAUUGAUAUGUUUUUGAAACGUUUAAACCCAGCUGCGGGCAAAAUGAGUCCUCAAAAGAUAUUCGAAAACUUCCGAAAAAGCCGAUGGUUGGAGUGUGAGCUUGAUGAAGAACGUUCCGCGGAUGAUUCGCAUUCGAAGAAAAAGUCAGUAGUUUAUCGUCAAGAUUAUUUGACGUUCAUCUUGGAAGCCCUACGAAGUUAUUGUGAUUAUUUUGCUUUGGAAGUUUUUUUUAAAGAAAUUGUCAUAUCCUCAACUAACGAGAAAGAAGACAAUAAUAACAUUUCCAUAAAUCAAAAUAAAUCGAAUGGAGAUCAAAUUGAUCUUUCGAAAAUGACAGAAAAUAUCGUAGAAUUGGAAAAAAAUUUGGAUAUGUCUGUAAAACUUCGUGUUGAAAAAGUAGAAAUUCCAACUUUAAAUAUAGCCGUUAAUGCCGAGUUACUGGCUCAGUAUCGAAAUGAUUUGAAAUAUGUUGCAAAUUUGCAUUCGUAUAUUUCAGCAUUGCAACGUGAACAUAAUGAAGAUUUCUCAGAAAUGAUUGAGUUUCUUAAGAAAUUUGCACCGAGCUAUUGAACAACUUAUUUGUUUUCUUCUUUUUGUUUUUAAAUCUUUGCCGCAUGUAUUAUAUUGAUAUUCCAGGUUUUUUUUUUUUUUUUGUUUUUAAUAAUCAAGAAGAUUUGUUUUUUCUUUGUUCUUUAAGUGAAGUUCCUUUUUUCGUCUGGAAUUUGAGAUUCGGUUUUAUGUUAUUUAAUAGUUGUUUUUAUGUUAAGAAAUAUUAAUAUAUAUAAAUCUUCUCAAAUACAAACUUGUAUCUCAGUUGGAUCGAACAAAUAGA